UUGAAAUUCAAAUCGUUAAUAAACGGAUCACUUAAAUAAGAACGCAAAUAAUUUACUUUUUAAUAUUAUAAUCGUAAAAAUUCUAAUGACUAACUAAUCUUAAUGCGUUGUUAUUUUUCCCCACGAAAAUGUCAACGAGAUCUGGAAAACGAAUUCAUAGUUCGAUAGAAGAGCCUGUUGUAGAAAACAUGUUCCAAUUAAAAAGCGAAAGAAACACUCGUAGUAAACAACAGAAGACGAGUAAUGUUUUGCCGCUCACGGAGAAAAAAAGAAAACAUUAUGUAAGAUAUCCUUCUGAAGAAGAAAUAACUAAUUCUGAUAAUGGAAAUAUUGAGAUUGCGGUCAAAAAUACACGGAAAUCUAGAAGACAUACACUCAAAGAGCAAAAUAAGAUUGUUAGUGAUUGUGAACCAAUAAUUGACGUAAAAGCAGAGCGAUCGACUCGUAGGACCAAAAAAAAUAGUGUAAAGAAUGAUUUAGAUAACGUGGAACUAACAUUAAUAAAAGAAGUCACAGAAGAGAAGAAAAAAGGAAAAAAGAAAAAAGCAGCUAAAGUCACGAAUACAGAAGAAGAUAUUGAAAAUGUACCCGAAGUAGACAUAAAGAUCAAUACUAAAAAGAAAACUAACAAGAAAAAAAAUAAAAAGAAAUCAAACUCCCUUAUUGUGACAGAUGUUUCUGAGAAUGUUAACAAAAAGUUAAAUAAAAGCAAUGCUUCAAUCGAUUCAUUUCACAGUGCUGCUGGCAGCCCGGUUGUUAAUACCAGUCAGAAUUCUUCUAAUAAUAAAAAUUGUGUAAUUAAUGAAUCACCGAAAAACAAAAAAACUAAAAGAAACGUCCAUGAUGAAGAAUCAAUUAUGAAUGUUUCAGUAGAUACACCAAAUAAAAGAAGAAAACUAACUGUGGAAAUGAAGUGUAACCAAACCAAUGGUUCGGUAAAAAAUAGUCCAACUGAGGAACUGUUGAGUGAAUCAGAUAAAUCACAAAGCAGUGCCAUUAAUGAAGUAGAGAGCAUACAUAAUAAUACAUUUGAUAAAGACAACUCAGUAUCAGCAUUAAACAAAAGCCUCGAUGCAAAUUCCAAAAGAAAAUCAAACAAAAAAACUAGUUGUGACAAAGUUAACGAUAAAAAUACUACAUUUGAAAUUGACAGCACUAAUAAAGAACUCUCAUCUACUAAUAAACUUAAACUUAGCGAUAAAAGACCAUCUCUUAAUAACACUUUUGACGGUAGUUUUAAACGAGACACAUCAAGAAGUUCAAUGAUCAAUGGUAAUGGAUUAAAUUUAAAUGCAACCUUUAAUAAGGACAAUUGUAACCAAUCAGAUGUCGGUAAAAUAAAUGAUGGCAUUAAUGACAUAACAAACAGUAGUUCCAAAAAGAAAAGAAAGUCAAGUAUUAAAAAUUCAACAUACGAUAAGAUAGAUGAACCACCAGUCACACUAAAUGCUACAUUUGACAAGGAUAUCUUAACAAACUCUUCAAUAACUAAUUCUGUAACUAGAGAGUCAAAAUCAUCGAUAGAUUCGUUUGACCAAAACAAAACUGAGAGUCUGAAUAGUACUUAUGAUAAAAACCCCAAAGCCAAAAUCUCCAUAAGCUGCUUUAAUGCCACUUUUGAUAAACCUGCUAGCCUCGACUCAACAUUUGAUAAAAGUUUAAAGAAAGAUUCAAUUGACCAAUCUAAAAUGCGGCCCAAAGCGAAGUCGUCUCUAUUAAGUUCUGACACAACAGAUAAUUCUCUAAACAUAACUGACGACAAUUCCCAUGUUAGCAUAAACAGUGAUGAUUCUAAAUUAGAAAACAUUAUAAACACCACACCAGUAUUAGUAGAGAGUAGUAUGGAUGAGUCAAAAACGGACACAACUGACAGUCUUACAGACACUGAAGUUAUAAAUAAUACACCAAGAAGAGAAGCAACAUUUACAGAGGAAAAUAAAACUUCCCCAUCUCAUAAAGCAGACACAAGGACAGAAUUUAAAUCUCACACACCAGCAAAAAAAAAUGGAAUGGUAUUAAUGUCUCCUAAACAAACAAAUUUAGAAUCUGAAAUUACACCACUCGAAAACACUACAACUACACCUAAGAAAAAAGUUUUGACAGAGACUAAAUUAGCUACGACACCGCUGAAGAGAGACGGAACAUUCACAAAAGACAGUCCAGAUGUAAUGACUCAUAAAUUGAGCAAAGAUAUGACACCAAGACGGAUGUCUCUACCAUCACCGGGCUGCACUCCACAUCCGGGCUCCAAAAGCUCAUUAAAGGAGAAGAGUGUUUUAAAUGUGACUCGGUCAAUCGAAAAGUCAAGAAGAUCCUCAUUAGCUGACGUGGCACCGAGAUUGACCAGGGUGAUGUUCUGCAGCCCUGUCAAUAACCCGGCUGUAGUUACGCAAAUGAAGGGGAAAAUAAUUAAGUCUAAUUUGAAGGGAUCAAACAAAAGCUUCGUAUUCGAUGAAAGCGUGUCGGAGUUAUCGCGUCCGGCGCGCAAGCGCUCGUACACGCAGACCGAGGCGGAGGGCGAGCGCUCGUCGCCGGCGCGCUCCGCCGAGCGCCGCGCCCGCCCGCGCACCGCCAGCGCCGCAGGUCGGCUGCAAGAGGCGAAGGGCGAGCGGCGCACGAAGCUGCCGAACUUCGCGGCGCUGCACCAGAAGCAGUUCGAGCGCAUGGAGUCGCUGGACGAGUGGCAGCGCCGACGCGGACAGCGCGCGCGACUGCUCACCACGCCGCCCGCGCUCGCCCGCGCCGCCGAAACGGAUAAAAAUGUAUCACAAUCCGAUUCAUCGACUAAGAAAAUUGAAACGCCGAAGUUAAAGCAACCGAGUGCGGUUCCAGGAUUCACUAAGUUCGGCUUCAAAUUGAACCUCGACGUCAAUCCCUUCAGCAUCCCAUCGAAGACAACGGAUGUCAAGCCGAAGGAAAAGAAAGCGGUAGUCCUCAAGAGACAAGCCACGCUGCCCUCCCUCGCCGGAGCCACCGCCCUGCGGAGGGAAAUCGCUAAACAAACCAUUAUGAGGGAAAAAUCAUUCGCGGAGAAGAAAAACGUGCACAGGAACGAAACUAGAACGGUCAUAAAGGGCGUACGGACGAACAGACGGUUCGAAUUGCAGAUGAAAAUGCGAAAUAUUAACAAUUAAUACUUGUUGUUGAUGCUGUACUGUUAUUGAUUAAUAAAUAAUGUUUACUAAUGAGCGAUUGAGAGUCGGUUUUAAAAUUUUUACCAAAUGUUUCAUUAACUCGUUUUGCAAUGUGCGUGGAAGUUAUUUUGUAAUUAACUAACUUCCAGACGAGUUUAAACUUGAAUACAAAGAUGACAAUGCAAGAAGAGAAUAAAAACUCGGUAUAUUAUUAUUUUUAUUUCUGUAAAUACAUGUCGAAAUUUAGAAGAAACAAAAUAAUUAUGGUCAUACAGUGGCAUUCGUAUGUUGAGUCGUUAUUGAGAUUAUAAAUCAGUUUAUAGUGAAACAAAUUUGAAACAACUCCAUUUUUACUUACGUUUUACGGGAAUACUUUGUGUUUUCACACGAGUAGACGUCGCUUGCAAUCAUUAUGGGUGAUAGAUUCCGUAAGUACAAAUACGAAACUUAUCGCAAAACUCGUAGGUAAUAUGCGACAUUUUCUUCAAUAAUUAUACCAUUGAAAGGAAACGCGCGUCAAAAAGCGUGUCGCAUAAGUCAUAUCACGACUGAGAUUAGUGGUUUCUUACACAACAGCAGUUCUGUGUUGUACGAUAUCUUUAUAUACUUUAAAUAUUUAAUAGUUCAUUUAGUAUUAAAAAUCUUAAAUUGACUAAAUUUAAGUCAUGCAACUUAAUCCUAAUACCUCAUAUGUGAACAUAGGGUUGCCUAGAAUAUGAAAGGCUUAAACAACAGACAAAAUAUUUGUCAUUACGUAAAGUUUAUUUCAAUGGCAGGACGACUACGAUAAACAAACUUUAAAUUUACAUAAAUUUCAUGUGAUUUGGUAAUAGCUGUAUUAUGCACUUCAAUCAAUUGAUAAAUAUGUCUUUAUUUAUAAUACAGAACUGUCACCCUUUACUAAUUUUAUCUACUUUAAAUUUCUGAUAACUUCGCUAUUCAAAAGACCUUUUUCUCACAAAUUCCUAGUAAUACCAUCGAUUAUUUAGAUCUCGACCAAUUAUGUCACGUCAAUUCAAGGUCAAAGUUUACAUAAUUCCUGCUAUUGGAAUCGAUUUUAAGUAGGUAUGUCGUGGUGCCAUUAGAAUUUAAACUAAUGUCUUACUUAAAAUAUUAGAACAUUAAAAUAUCGAACGAGGACAAAUAAUAAAAUGAAUGCAGUAUUUCCGUAUAACGUAUAGAGUACAAAUAUGAAACUAACCUCUUUUUUAUCGUCUUUGAAUAUGCCACUUUUUCAUUUAUCACAUACGAUACAAUAAAAUUAUUUAUUACUUAAAUUUUAAUUAUUCGCUCGACAAUUUUUAUAGCUUUAUUAACUUUUCGUAUAAACUCUAUCUUUGAUAAUAUUUCAAGAUAAUAUAGAGAACAGCAUUACAGUUAAAAUACUAUUAAUAAAUUUAAUAUUUGAAAAUUAUUUGUUCGAUAGAAAAUAUAUGCAUUAGUACUUUAAGAAAUAAGUUUAGUUUAAUUAGAAUCAAUAUUUACUUUAGUUUAUCAAAUUUUAUUACGACGGUAAAACUUAAACAACAACUAACUAUUAUAUAAUGAUGAAGAAAAUGAUAAAUAUUUGUCAAUAAGGAAAUAAGCUUGUUUUUAAAAGUAUUUUAACGUUACAUCAUGAACCUAAUGUCUAGUAAUAAUAUGAAGAGGGUAAAUGUGCCCAGCCGGGGCGUGUCACUCGUCAUCAUUAAUAUAUUAAAAUACGCAAUAACUCAGUACCGAUAGUAAGCGCAAAUUAAAUAAUUCAAAUUUUCGAUUCGGAAACUUGUAUUAUUUACUUCGCGAUGUAUUAUGAAAAUUACAAGAGGCUCAUCCCUUAAUUAAUUCAAUGUAUCUCCCAGAUUAUACUUUGAGCGCAAACAAUAGCCAGUUUGACAAAGAAAGGCUUAUCAAUUGUCUGAUAAACGACAAUAACUUUUGAUAUAGAACUGUAAUUUUAUGUAGGUAGUAUUGUUUAAAUUAUAAAAUGUCUCGUUGCCUAGUGAGAUGCCUCCAGCCUUCAUAAUAUAGGUACUAAGUAUUGACUUUAAAAUAAAAUCGUUAUAGAAAAACUUAUCUACGAGAUGUCAGGCGAUAAAGCAAACCAUACAAGUUACUUUCAUUUAUUUAGCAGUGUGAUUGAGGAUCGAUGAUGAAGUAAUUAAUGAACUCAUUUAACGACUGAAUUUGUAAGGGUUCGUUUGUAUCAAAGCGUUCUAGAGCGUGCAAUUGGGGUUCUUUGUAGUCAUGCUAAUGUUAAUGUUUAAUUAUAUUUCACUCACCGAUACACCUAUGGUCCACUGGAAAAUGAAAAACAGGAAAUGGAAAAUUUCAAAAGAGCGAUGGUAUUAAAAUUAAAAAUGUAUUAAAAAAUUAACCAAUUCUCUACUUUUAUUUAUUUUGACGGAUAUUUGCCAUUGCUUCUAAAGCAAGACUUAUUUUCUUAUAAAAAAAACAAACAUCUCCGUAACUUACUGUUUUGCUAUCAUAUUUUCUAUUCUUCCACGAAUAUAUUAUUUAAUUCACAACUCGUGUGCCUCAAGUUACUUUGUUUUCUUUAUUUAAUAAUUUUAUUUACGGUAACUAAAUAAACAGAACCUUUUAUGUUAUUAUAUUCAGUCAGUUUUGUAUUUUAUAAACUAGAAAACACGAUGUGUCAUGUCUUGAAAACACGAUUUUUAAAAAAUCUUCCAGCAUUUAUUUAAUUCUACAAAAUUAAAUAUACCAAUUUAAAAAAAUUAAGUUUGUCUCUUAAAUUUUUUAUAUU
Vanessa atalanta (red admiral) is the source of this 5880-nucleotide messenger RNA. It is a transcript of the gene Mink, whose product is annotated as protein ZDS2. The transcript is spliced from 5 exons. NCBI's taxonomy places the organism in Eukaryota, Metazoa, Arthropoda, Insecta, Lepidoptera, Nymphalidae. The record is from RefSeq and is a predicted model, not a curated record. The coding region runs from base 129 to 3134 and encodes 1001 amino acids.